Amborella trichopoda is the source of this 1437-nucleotide messenger RNA. Its product is annotated as WAT1-related protein At4g30420. The record is from RefSeq and is a predicted model, not a curated record. Lineage: Eukaryota; Viridiplantae; Streptophyta; Magnoliopsida; Amborellales; Amborellaceae. Gene Ontology annotation, molecular function: transmembrane transporter activity. Gene Ontology annotation, cellular component: membrane.
GGGAGGCAGUCUCUCUUCCUCCUCAAACUGGGGCUCGAGAAGGAGGGAGAAAUGGAGGAGUAUAUGCCAAUAUUUGCUCAAAUCAUGGUACAAGUCUUCUUAGCAGGCAUGCAACUCCUCACCAAAAUUGCAUUUUCUCAUGGCCUAGAUUUUUACAUCUUCACAACUUACAGGACCAUAAUUGGAACACUUGCCAUUUUUCCCUUCGCUUAUUUCAUGGAGAGGGAGAGAAGGCCUGCCCUGCGCAUCAAAACUGCAGCUCACAUGUUCCUACUUGCACUGAUAGGGAUAAGUGUUGCUCAAAACUGCUAUUUCAUGGGGCUUUACUAUACUUCCUCAACACUUGCCGCCACUGUUCUGAAUCUCAUCCCUGUCGUCACUUUUGUCAUGGCCUUCUUUCUCGGAAUAGAGGCCUUGGACUUACGGUGCAGAAGGGGACAAGCAAAGAUAGUGGGAACAUGCUUUUGUGUAGGGGGAGCCAUGGUCAUGACAUUGUUAAAGGGUUCAGCCAUUAAAAUGCUAAAUAUCAGUAAAUCCCCCACUUCAUUUUUGUGGCUUUCUGAUGCUUCCCUGUACUCUAAGUGGGCCUUUGGGACUGCGUCGCUUUCAGCCAGUGUUUUAGCCUGGUCUGCAUGGAUAAAUUACCAGGCAUUGGUGUUGAAGCAAUAUCCUGCUCAGCUAUCCAUGACUGGAAUUAUGUGUUUCAUGGGUUCAAUUCAGUCAGCCAUUAUCGCACUUGUCACCAAGGAAUCCACAGCUUGGAGAGUGGGGUGGAACGUGGAGCUCCUUUCCUGCGUCUACACGGGUGACAUGACAACCUCCAACGCACCCCAGAAUCAUGAAUUUACGGACAAUAUGGACACACGCAACGUGCAAGUGCUUCCUAAAGUAACUGACAGUAAAAGGGGGCCUUACCGCACCAAGGGAGUGAUGUGCACAGCAAUUGCAUACAUGGUCCAAAGUUGGUGCAUAAAAAAGAAGGGUCCCCUCUUCUCUUCUUCGUUCAAUCCAGUUUGCACAGUCAUCGUAGCCGUCUUGGAGCCCAUACUCUUUCAUGUUGAUAUCCAUGUUGGAAGUUUGGUGGGAAUGGUUAUGAUAAUAUUUGGGCUUUAUGGUGUGCUAUGGGGAAAAGCCGGAGACAUGAACAAGAAGCAGGGAAUGAGAAAUGAAGAGGCAGAAGGUCAUGCAUCACAAUCCAGAGAUGAGGAAGCCAAUGUUGUAGGCCUUCAGGAGCCUUUGUUCAAGUGAAAAAAAGAUAAAUGUUCAGGGCACGUGUGAAUGGAUCAUUAUAAUAUUAUGAGAUGAUUAUUAUAUAUCGGUAUUUUAUUUUUUGUAAUUCAGUGGAGAAGAGGUCCCCUCUUCUUAAUAGCAAUGAAAUUCAAAAUGUCAUAUUAUAUCACCACACUAUCUUGGCUUUAAGCCCAUUCCCUAUAUUAA